GAUCCUAUGAGAGUACUGAAGUAGUUGUUUCAGAGAUCCCGAAAGAGCUCUGCUUGGCGUUGCAGUGCCCCAAUCAGGUGGAACGUCGGUGGGUGUCAGUGGCCACCAUUGGCUGACAGAGGGAGAGCCUUGCGCAAAAGCGCGGAGAGCUAAUCACUCGGUAGGCAGAAGUCGACCUGAGAAGAUCACUGGAUUCUCUUUGAAUGACCGAACGGUGAAAAUAUAUGGAUGCAUAAACUGAGAGCUUUAAAACUCAGUUAUUUAAGUGCUAGUUAUUUAUAUGUUAUAGGCGUGGAACAGUUUUGCAGAUAUUUAACACGGCUCUCCAAAGUAAACGGAUAAUCAGCCUCAGCCUCCACAGAAUGUUCACUCUGGUCUCAAAACUCCAGAAUCUCUGUAGGAUUCGGUAGGACUGGGAUCAGAUGGCUAUAGCUCUGCUCUCUGAAACGACAUGGUUACCGGGUGAAGUGAGCCAACCUUGUGGAAUUGCUGUUUUGGAAACUCGUCUGCUGAGUGCUUUUCUAUGGACAGAGGCGAUGGGACAUUCCUAAUCCGGGAAGCAGCAGCAGCGGCGGCGGCGGGAGCAGCAGCAGCAGCAGCAGCAGAAGACGGAGUAAAACAUCUAAGUGCACUUUCUCUUUGGAGAUGAUUUUGUUAUUUCUCCUCUUCUCUAUCGUUGAUGGAGUGCUUUCUCAACUGCACUACUCUGUCGCAGAGGAGCAGGAACAUGGAACUCGGGUGGGGAAUAUCGCCGAGGAUUUGGGUUUGGACAUAACCAAACUUUCUGCCCGCAGGUUCCAGACGGUACCCAGCUCGAGAACCCCUUACCUGGAAGUGGAUCUGGAAACCGGGGCGCUAUAUGUCAACGAGAAAAUCGACCGGGAGGAACUCUGCAAACAGACUAUCCCGUGUCUUCUCCAUCUCGAGGUGUUUUUGGAAAACCCAUUGGAGCUUUUCCGUGUUGAAAUAGAAGUGUUGGAUAUUAACGACAAUCCUCCGAGUUUCCCUGAAACCGACAUCACAGUGGAGAUCACCGAGAGCGCAAUCCCCGGCACUCGCUUUCCAGUGGAAAACGCGUUCGAUCCUGAUGUGGGCACCAAUGCGCUCAGUACCUACGACAUCACGUCCAACAAUUACUUUUACCUAGACAUGCAAACGCAGGGCGACGGGAACAAAUUUGCAGAGCUGGUUCUAGAGAGACCACUGGAUCGGGAACAGCAGGCGGUCCACAAGUAUGUGCUGACCGCGGUAGACGGCGGGGUGCCUCAAAAGACAGGCACCGCACUGCUUGUGGUACGAGUCCUGGAUUCAAACGAUAACGCGCCCGUCUUCGAUCAGUCAGUGUAUACCGUCAGCCUAAAGGAAAACUCCCCAGUGGGUACGCUGGUCAUUCAGCUUAACGCCACAGACAUGGACGAGGGACAGAAUGGAGAGAUAGUCUACUCUCUUAGCAGCCACAACCCACCACGAAUUCGGGAUUUGUUUAACAUAGAUUCAAGGACAGGCAGGAUAGAAGUGACCGGGGAAGUGGACUAUGAGGAGAGCAAUACGCACCAGAUAUACGUUCAGGCGAAAGACUUGGGACCGAAUGCUGUACCGGCGCAUUGCAAAGUUCUAGUGAAACUGAUCGACGUGAACGAUAAUACACCGGAGAUCAGUUUCAGUACCGUCACUGAGUCAGUGAGCGAGCAGGCUGCCCAGGGCACCGUCAUCGCGUUGCUGAGCGUAACGGAUCGCGACUCCGGUGAAAACGGUCAGAUUACCUGCGAGCUGCUUGGAGAUGUUCCGUUCCAACUCAAAUCGUCAUUCAAAAACUACUACACCAUAGUGACAGAUGCUCCUCUUGACCGAGAGAAUAUUGACUCAUACACCAUUACAGUUGUGGCAAAGGAUAAGGGGGUGCCUUCCUUCGCCACAAGUAAGUCUAUUAAAGUACAUGUAUCAGACGAGAAUGACAAUGCACCCAGGUUCACGCAGCCUAUUUACGACGUGUAUGUGACAGAAAAUAAUGUUCCAGGCGCUUACAUUUAUGCUGUUAGUGCCAUAGACCCUGAUAUGGGACCGAAUGCGCAUGUUAAUUACUCCAUAUUGGAGUGCGACAUACAGGGCAUGUCAGUGAAAACUUUUGUAUCAAUUAACGACGAAAAUGGGUAUGUGUACGCAGUGAGAUCAUUUGAUUACGAGCAAAUUAAAGACUUCAGCUUCAUGGUACAGGCAAGAGACUAUGGAAACCCCAUGCUAAUGUCCAAUACCACAGUGAAUGUUAUUAUUGUUGACCAGAAUGACAACGCGCCCGCGGUCAUUGCACCAUUGGGAAAGAAUGGCACUGCCAAAGAACAUCUUCCCCGCUCUGCGGAGCCAGGUUACUUGGUGACGCGUAUAGUCGCCAUGGAUGCUGACGACGGUGAGAACGCACGUCUGUCCUACAGUAUUUUGAGGGGGAACGAGCAAGGCAUGUUUCGCAUGGACUGGAGGACUGGUGAGCUGAGGACUGCUCGUAGGGUCUCCAGCAAAAAGGACUCACCGCACCCCAUUGAUUUGUUGAUUGAGAUACGCGACCACGGACAGCCCCCCCUCUCCUCUACAGCCAGUCUGAGCGUGGUGCUGGUGGACAGCGUGGUUGAGGGCCACAGCGGAGACCGGAGCUCCUCCAAAUCAAAGGAGGGCUCUCUGGAUCUUACCCUUAUUCUAAUCAUCGCACUGGGCUCCAUCUCCUUCAUAUUUCUCCUGGCUAUGAUCGUGCUGGCGGUGCGCUGCCAAAAGGACAAGAAACUCAAUAUCUACACGUGCCUGGCGGCGGGUGACUGCUGCAGCGUGUGCUGUGGGUUCGGUGGCCCGUCAUGCUGCUGUGGCCGCCAGGCGCGGGGACGGAAAAAGAAGCUGAGCAAGUCUGACAUUAUGCUUGUACAGAGUACUAACGUGACCGCCAACAGUGCCGCGCAAGUGCCCGUGGAGGAGUCCGGCAGUUUUGGCUCUCAUCACCAGAACCAGAACUACUGCUACCAGGUUUGUCUGACACCCGAGUCUGCCAAGACCGAUCUGAUGUUCUUAAAGCCGUGCAGCCCUUCAAGGAGUACUGACACAGAACACAAUCCAUGUGGGGCUAUUGUCACUGGAUAUACGGACCAGCAACCGGACAUAAUUUCAAAUGGCAGUAUCCUGUCCAGUGAGACGAAGCAUCAGCGAGCAGAACUCAGCUACCUGGUUGACAGACCCCGUCGUGUUAACAGUUCGGCGUUUCAGGAAGCGGACAUUGUAAGUUCGAAAGACAGUGGACACGGGGACAGUGAACAAGGCGACAGUGAUCACGACGCAACCAACCGGGGGCAUUCGGCGGGAGCAGACCUCUUCUCCAACUGCACAGAGGAGUGUAAGGCCCUGGGGCACUCCGACCGAUGCUGGAUGCCCUCGUUUGUGCCCUCGGACAGUCGCCAGGCCUCAGACUACCGUAGCAACUUGCACGUGCCUGGCAUGGACGCAGUGCCCGAUACUGAGGUAGUAGUUGAAAGCCAAGAGCAAACAGGGGAUAGAUCAUUCUCCACCUUUGGCAAAGAGAAGUCACAUCACGGCACACUAGAGAGGAGAGAAUUAGACAUUAUCUUGCCUCGAACGCCUUACAGAGCCAACCAUUUGUCCCGGAAAAGGAUUUGCUAGCUCUUUUCGUGUGGACAUACCGGAGACAGCGUGAAUUUGCACAAAAUGCGCCUGGCCAACAUAGAGCAUCCACUUUUCCACA
Messenger RNA from Clupea harengus (Atlantic herring), 3736 nucleotides. RefSeq names its product protocadherin 10a (gene pcdh10a). Gene Ontology annotation, biological process: homophilic cell-cell adhesion. NCBI's taxonomy places the organism in Eukaryota, Metazoa, Chordata, Actinopteri, Clupeiformes, Clupeidae. Gene Ontology annotation, cellular component: plasma membrane. Gene Ontology annotation, molecular function: calcium ion binding. The record is from RefSeq and is a predicted model, not a curated record.